CGUCGCUCCGGCUGCUUUGGCUGCGGGCGAGAUGGCUCUGUGCAACGACCGAACGGAACGGAGCGAUUCCUUCACUAACGUGAAAUCCGUCACGAGCUUAGGAGCCAAAAAAUAUCCAUAACUUUGAUUUCUGCUUUAUGAACAAGAGAAGGGACCUAACAACUCCCUGAAAAGAGUGAAUUAUCAUCAAAUCAAGGCAGAAUUCCUGUUGUAAAGCCUCUGCAAGAGAAGAACACUGUAAAAGCUGGUUCUGCUUGAGGCUGCUGUCCUACUUUGUCACUACUUUCCUAGUCUUAGCGAGUGAUGUCACAGCAGCUCUGACAUUCAGACCUCAGUAAUUCACUAGUUAACAGGCAGGAGCAUUUGAAAGCAAUCAUGGAUGACUAUGAUAUCAGGUCUGCUGCCAGCAUUUUAGCAUCUGUUAAGGAGCAAGAAGCUCGUUUUGAGCGGCUUACCCGUGCACUCGAGGAAGAGCGGCGCAAUGUCUCCUUGCAACUCGAGCGUGCCAAUCAGCCCGCAGACCGCAUGAGCAUUUGCAACAUUGGCAAUGGUCAGCCACUGGCAACCGCCUGGCAGCAGCUUGUCCUGCAGAUGAAGGACCUAGCUUGUACUUCUGACUCCUAUGUGCAUGAACAGAGCCCCAGUAACCAGACAUCUAUAGCAAUGAUGCAAGAACCUCAGGAAAUGGUGGAAGAAACAGUUACUGUGGAGGAAGAUCCAGGCACCCCCACUUCCCACGUGUCUAUUGUCACUUCUGAGGAUGGAACAACAAGGAGAACUGAAACCAAGGUCACCAAAAUGGUCAAAACAGUCACCACUCGAACAGUGCGCCAGGUCCCGCUUGGACCCGACGGCCUGCCGUCGAUGGAUGGCUCGUCUCCCAUGGGCAGCUACACAGAUUCAAUAGACAGAAGGUAUAUGAAGAAUGGGGAGCGGUACAUCACCCCACAGGCGUCGUCCACAUUGACCAGAUCUUACAACAGCUACAAUGAUUCCUACCCUGACAGCCACGAGGGCCAGUAUCGACCUUACAUCGGUCAUGAUGGUUAUGGAGACCUAGCAGAUAACUAUGGCAGCUUGUCACGUGGCGUCAACUACCGUCCUCGCUACGCCUAUGUGCCAGGAAACAGCUACCGGCCGGACGACGGGAGCUUCACUUUGCCGAGCAGAAGGGAUAACUAUGGUCCUGUUGCCCAGCCUCAGGUACCAGUGGGCAGCAGUGUUGACUUGAACCGCUCUCAGCCGGAACGUUUCCAGCCAGAGCCCUAUGGGCUGGAGGAUGACAACCGCAGCCUUGGGGUAGACGAUGAAGGAUAUGAACUGGAUCCGGAUUAUUCUACUGUGAACCGGAGGACAUCUGCAGGUGUGCCAGAGAGAGGAAGACCCCACAAAGGAAGGGGCUACGAUGACCCCAUUGAGACAGAGAUGGUGGAAGAGAGGAUCCCAUACCUCCAUGGCAGCUACGCAGCACCGCUGGCGCAGCCAGAGCGAGGAAGCAUGGCCAGCAUCGACCGCCUGGGGAAGCGCUCCCCCUCUAUUGACAGCAUUCGCAAGGACCCCAGGUGGAGGGACCCUGACCUCCCUGAAGUCAUUGCCAUGCUCAGCCACCCUAUCGACCCGGUCAAGUCUAACGCCGCUGCCUACUUGCAGCACUUGUGCUACGAGAAUGAUAAAAUCAAGAAGGACGUGAGGCACCUUAAGGGGAUCCCCAUCCUGGUGGGCCUGCUCGAUCAUCCAAAGCCAGAGGUCCAUCGCAAAGCCUGCGGGGCCCUCAGGAACAUCUCUUAUGGCAAGGAUAACGAAAACAAGGUGGCUAUAAAGAACUGUGACGGGAUCCCUGCUUUGAUCAGACUCUUGCGAAAAACAAAUGACAUGGAAGUCAGAGAGCUAAUUACAGGCACUCUAUGGAAUUUGUCUUCCUAUGAGCCCCUGAAGAUGGUCAUCAUCAACCAUGGCCUGCAGACGCUCACCAACGAGGUGAUUAUACCCCAUUCUGGCUGGGAGAGUGAGCCCAACGAGGACUCGAAGCCUCGCGAUGCUGAGUGGACAACUGUCUUCAAGAACACUUCUGGUUGCUUACGGAAUGUAAGUUCAGAUGGAGCAGAAGCACGCAGAAGACUAAGAGAGUGUGAUGGCUUGGUGGAUGCCCUCCUUCAUGCCCUACAGUCUGCAGUUGGCAAGAAAGAUACAGACAAUAAGUCCGUGGAGAAUUGUGUGUGCAUCAUGCGGAACCUUUCCUAUCAUGUCCACAAGGAGGUCCCUGGAGCUGAUAAAUAUCAAGAACUUGAUGCUGGUCAGACUGCGGGCACAGGAGGCUCUCAGAAAAAGAAGAAAGACGAUGCUGGUUGUUUUGGUGGAAAGAAAGCUAAAGGAAAGAAAAAUGGAGAUUUGGACAGGAAUUUUGAUACACUUGAUUUGCCCAAGCGGUCUGAGACAGCAAAAGGCUUUGAAUUACUGUACCAACCAGAUGUGGUCCGACUGUACCUUUCCAUCCUCACCGAAAGUCAGAACUUUAACACUCUGGAAGCUGCAGCAGGGGCUUUGCAGAAUCUCAGCGCUGGCAACUGGACUUGGUCCACAUACAUUCGUGCAACAGUGCGGAAAGAGAGAGGUUUGCCAGUGCUUGUGGAGCUACUCCAGUCCGACUCUGACAAGGUUGUGAGAGCUGUGUCAAUUGCUUUGAGAAACCUUUCCAUGGAUCGCCGCAAUAAAGACCUUAUAGGUAGUUAUGCCAUGAGUGAGCUGGUUAGAAAUUUGCCUAGCAGGCAGCAGAGAUCUGCAAAGAACCUGGAAGAGGAUACAGUGGUUGCUGUAUUGAAUACAAUCCACGAAAUCAUUACUGACAGCUCAGAAAAUGCAAGAUCUCUGAUCCAGACACAGGGCAUUCAGAAGCUGGUGGCAAUCAGCAAGUCAAGCCAGUCUCCUCGAGAAACAAAAGCAGCGUCUCACGUUCUUCAGAUGAUCUGGAGCUACAAGGAGUUACGAAAUGCUCUGCAGAAAGAUGGCUGGAACAAAUCACACUUCCAGUCUGUUUCUGCAACGCCAAAGAGUUCCAAGGCUGCUGCUGGCAGGUCUGGCUAUGAUGACAGCACUUUGCCGCUGGUGGAUAAGAGCCAAGAUAAUGAGAAAACUGGGAGUCGUGAUAUGAUACCUAUGGAUGAGCUUGGCCCAGAUGGCUACUCUACCAUCGAUCGCCGGGACAAGGAGCGCAAAUACAAGACCAGCGACAGCACAGGGGACGCCUCAGAGAAAGAACCUUUGAAAGCCUAGAGUCCAACCACAUUUUUUUUUAAUUGAGGCGGAGAAAAAAACAUUGAAUUGACACAGGAUUUCAUCAGUCACCACUGCCAUUCCGAUCUGGAGGGCGCUGCAUCACUGACAAGGCUGCGGAUUCUAAGAAAAUGCAGGGAGAAAACACAACUGACUGCCAUUGCCAACCCCAGAGCACCAUGCCUUACAGCAAGACAGUUUGCUUUUUAAAUCAGUUACAUUCCCACCAGACAUAGCUGCCUCCUGCUCCCUCCCACUCCUGCAAGAGUAAAGCAAGCAAGAGAAGAGAAUCCAAGUUCCAUCCGGCUGGCUGCAUUCUUCGGUGACUCUUACAUGUGGAAGGUGCCAAGAAUGAGAAGCGAAGGUCAUGCAGCAGCAAAGAGGACAGCUUCAUAAGUGAACUGCAGAAGAUCUGAAACGAUACCUUAGGUGUAGUCAUGAAGAUAAUAGCACUUCUAUGGAUUGGAUCCCGUGGUUUUCUUUUUGUUUUGGGGGAUUUAUUUUGAACUGUGAAUCUAACACUUUUAAAGGGGUUUUGAAAAAUGCUGAGGUUUUCUUCGUUAUUUCAACAGGAAUUGCAGGAAUGUUGAGUGGGUUUAUUGAAUUUCAAUGAAGAGAAAAUACAGAACAAAAAAUACUAAAUGCUGGCCAAGUGAACUGGAGAGUAGAUAGCAAAAUUGAUGCAAGCUGUAUAAAUCUGCUUUUAGAGUAAGCUAUAUCAAUCACAGUGCUAUAUUAUCGUUAUAAUCUGAUGUACAGUACUUCUGCCUUUGGAAUUCUGUAAUGGCUCUGCUUUUAUUUCCACAUGAAGGUUUUAAUGUCCCCGGUUCAGAAAUGUAUACUGAGAAAUGGAGUUGGCUGGCUUUUUAUUUUCUUAUUCUCAAAGAUUGCAGUAAGGAGCUUUUACAUCUUAAUCGUAUCAGUGUUACAUUGAUGACAAUUAACAGUUUAUUUUGCUGUAGCUGUUAACACAUUGGAAGAAAUAGAAGCUUCUUCACAGGAUGUCUUAUUUUGAACAUACAUUGCAGUUUAGGUGGGUCUGUCUGUUUGAUGGUAAAUUUAUCACUGUUGGAUCCAUGUUUGCUUUGGGCUGAAGAUCCUGGUGGAAAAUGUCAUAAAGGGAACAGAUCAGACAUUUUUAAAAUCAUCAUCAUUUCUGUGUUCCCUUGAUAUUGUUUGGAGCUUACAUGUUCUUGGUGGUAUGAAAAUCAUCCACGUGCAGAUGUUCUCCUCUUAGAUGCCAUGGUGUGCUCUGAUAAGGCAGGAUUUUUACCUCAUGAGAACAGAGAACUAUGCUGCAUAUACAGAAUCUGAUAAUGCCGUGAACUAAGUGACUUUAGAUCACUGAUUUUCUCCAGGCAUUGGUCAAGAGAGGGCGGCAGAAGAGAAGAGGAAUGAAAUAUCUCACCAGUAGCAUCAGAGGGCUUUUGCUGAUUUUGUUUGGUUGCCACAUUUAAUUCUAAAUAAGCUCCUAGAAGUGGUGUGACUGGAAAGCACAUUUUUGAGCCUAGCAAACAUUCGGGGUUUUCAGUGCCUGCCAUUUCCUUUGUAAUUAAAAAGGGGAA
Molecule: messenger RNA, 4835 nt
Organism: Lagopus leucura (white-tailed ptarmigan)
Lineage: Eukaryota; Metazoa; Chordata; Aves; Galliformes; Phasianidae
Gene: ARVCF
Product: ARVCF delta catenin family member
Exons: 21
Coding region: 376-3270 (964 amino acids)
Biological process (GO): cell-cell adhesion; cell-cell junction assembly
Cellular component (GO): plasma membrane; adherens junction; cytoplasm
Molecular function (GO): cadherin binding
Source: RefSeq, a predicted model, not a curated record